This is a messenger RNA of Kluyveromyces lactis, 564 nucleotides long. RefSeq lists its product as uncharacterized. Bases 1 to 564 code for a protein of 187 amino acids. Lineage: Eukaryota; Fungi; Ascomycota; Saccharomycetes; Saccharomycetales; Saccharomycetaceae. The record is from RefSeq and is a predicted model, not a curated record. Gene Ontology annotation, cellular component: cytoplasm; membrane. The transcript has a single exon.
AUGUCGUCAUCAGUAAUCUUGAAGAGAUAUAAUAUUUUACUCAAACGUAACCCGUUAUUAACUAAAUGCAUAACAGGCGCGGUAUUAACUGGGUUAAGCGAACUGUUCAGUCAAUGGGUUAGUCUGUCUCCAGAGGAAAGAAAAGAGAAGCUAAAUUGGAUCAAAGUGGCAUUGAUGAGUCUAUAUGGUGGUCUAUUUAACGCACCAGUUAAUCAUUUCAGUUACAAAUGGAUAAACGAAUACACAAUUAGGAAAGUGGUAUCCAAAUAUAGAAGCUUGGUCCAGUUAGGCUGCUCAUUAGGCAUGGUAUCGCCUAUUCAAGUGUUAGGGUUACUAUUUACCUUGACUUCUGUUAACAACGGUAAGGUUGACAAAACAAAAAUUAUACACGCAAUCAAGACAAGAUAUGCGGCAAUGUUGUCUUCCAGCUUGGCAACAUCAACGGUAUUGAUGUCAAUUGCUCAAAGAUACAUUUCACCAGAUAAAUGGUCCGUAUUUUUUAGUUUGGCAUACGCAAUUCUGGGUACGGCUCAGAAUAUUUAUUUGAAGAAAUUCAAGAAAUAA